UUCACAAGUCUGCCUUCUGAAUAUAACUGAAGUUAAGUAAAUGGUGUAAACUGCUAGUUCAUAUCCAUUACUGACUCGAACUUGGAGUAAUUGAUGUUCCUUUCCAUUUAUAAUUUCCCAGGUGAGAAGAAUUGAACAACACUUCCACUAUAGACAUUGAUGAACUCCAGUGGUCAAACCAUCAUCAACUCAAUAUUCUCCUCUUAUGCUCGAACCCAAAACCUUUCCUUCUCCAAAGAGCCAUGGAAAAGCAUCAGGGGCGUCCCAUUCGUCUCCUGUGUCGCGCACAACAUUUUGAUUGGUCUGGCAGCAGCGACACUGUUGUAACCAAAAUGCACACUCCAAACGGGGACACUCUGAUAUGCCUGAACUCUGAGCGCAGCCAAGAAGAAGCUCCUGUAGCCAUGCCGGAGGCACCAGAGGACAGCCCGUGUUGCUCUCCUGUUUCAGAGGAACAGAAACCCAUGGUGAAUAAUGAAUCAGGUGUACUAGACGGAAACACAAAAGAAUUAACUGCUCCUGGGGAAGACAGGGAGCCGUGCUCCUGCUCCUCUCCCUCGCUUUCUAACAGCCCCGCUCCCCCUUACUUCAAGCGCAACCCCUACCGUACCAAGACUAGCAUGCAGGGUGAUGUCUACAAUUUCCUAGAGAGACCAACAGGCCAGAAAUGCUUCCUCUAUCACUUCCUGGUGUUCCUCAUGGUCCUCAUAUGCCUGAUCUUCAGUGUGCUCUCCACUAUUGAGCAGUAUGCAGAAUUUGCCACUGGGACAUUGUUCUGGAUGGAAAUUGUGCUGGUGGUGUUUUUUGGUAUGGAGUAUGUUGUGCGUCUGUGGUCUGCAGGCUGCAGGAGCAAAUACGUGGGCAUCGCAGGCAGACUACGCUUUGCCCGAAAACCUAUUUCCAUCAUAGAUCUAAUAGUGGUGGUUGCCUCUGUUGUAGUACUUAGUGUGGGAUCAAAUGGACAGGUUUUCGCCACCUCUGCAAUAAGGGGAAUCCGCUUCCUACAGAUUUUGCGUAUGCUCCAUGUGGAUCGUCAGGGAGGCACGUGGAGGCUGUUGGGAUCUGUAGUCUUUAUUCAUCGACAGGAGCUGAUAACGACACUGUAUAUUGGAUUUCUGGGUCUAAUCUUCUCCUCGUAUUUUGUGUAUCUGGCGGAGAAAGACACGGUGGAUGAGGAGGGGAAGACGGGCUUCGCGAGUUAUGCUGAUGCACUCUGGUGGGGCGUUGUCACUGUGACCACUAUAGGCUAUGGAGACAAAGUUCCUCAGACCUGGAUGGGGAAGACCAUAGCCUCCUGUUUUAGUGUGUUUGCUAUCUCCUUCUUUGCUUUGCCAGCGGGAAUUCUGGGUUCAGGAUUUGCUUUGAAGGUCCAGCAGAAACAGAGGCAGAAGCAUUUCAAUCGCCAAAUCCCAGCUGCUGCUUCACUAAUACAGACGUUGUGGCGAUGUUACGCGUGUGAGAAGCCCAACGGCUGUCCGGCUACAUGGAAAAUAUACGUGCUGAUGGGAGACUACAUGCCAGUUAUAAACUUGGAGAACUCCAGUCCUGGAAACUUUAGAAAACUUAACAGACGAUACAGACGGAGGCUGAAGUCCACACGCGAUAACGGUUCUCUGGGAAAUUCGGGAGAAAAAGCUCUGGCCAUUCCUCACAUCACUUAUGAUCAUAUUGAUGACAAGGAGGAAAAGCGAGAGGUUCCUUUCUUCUUUGAGGAAUCCACAGGCAUCACCAAGAUGUUCGGACAGACAGAUAGCCAACAGUCAUGGCCUUCUUUCAAUCUUACAUGUCCUGCUUCUCCAGUUAAAAAAAAGCUUGAUGGACCUCCUGAUAUCUCACGCACCAGCAGCCUAGUGGAUGACAUGGACUUUGCCAGUGAAUAUAUCCCACUCCCCAUUGUGACGGAUGCUUCGCAACUCACCCGUGUACAUCGAUCUGCAAUCAAGGUCAUAAGGAGGAUGCAGUAUUUUGUAGCUAGACGGAAAUUUCAGCAAGCAAGGAAACCCUACGACGUGCGAGACGUGAUCGAGCAGUAUUCCCAGGGCCACCUGAACAUGAUGGUUCGCAUUAAAGAGCUCCAGAGACGGAUGGAUCACACGUUGGGAAAGCCAGGAAUGUUCCUGCCAGAGAAAGGUGUUGACAAAGAGUUCUACACUAUUGGAGCCAGGCUGAUCAGACUGGAAGAUAGGGUGCUUCGGAUGGACCACAGAUUGGAGAGUGUCCUGAAGAUCCUGGUGGAGCAGUUCCAACUCGAACCAGAGCUACUUCAGACACCGAGUUACUGCAGCUCCCGCUUGACGAAACGCCAGAGAAAGGACAGUGAGAGAAACUGAAAGCAGAUGAGGCCUUUUGUCCGUCUCGGAGACCCAGACACAACAGUGCACAGAGUCACACAAUCGCACAAUGGUUCAGCUACAAAGCCACACACAACUGAACAAUGUGGCCAUCUCUAAAGCAAGCGGAAGGGAGUGGGGGGGGGGGGGGGUUUAGGUCAUGCACCUGCACCCUAAGAGCCCUCAAAGGGUUGUUGCAGGUGUCGAGUUUUUAUUUAAUGCAAACCUACAGCUUUUAGUCUCUGCUGUUGGCUGAAGUGGGACAUUAUAUACUUCAUGCACGAUGAUUUCACAAAAUCAGUUAAAUAAAUCACCUUCUUUACAAUUCCAGUGGAAACGAUAUAUGAUCAUAAAUAAAUUGUGUUCUCAAUAACAAUCUAUUAAAAGCUCUCUGCUGGUUAUUAGUCGUUUUUUUGGCUGAAAUGAGACAAGUAUUAUAAGGAAAGCAGAGGGAAGCUUUACACUCCAUUCAGACUAAUUUCUCUUUCACACAUUCAUCAACUUUUUAUGGAAUUUCAAAACUGUACAGAAACGUUGUAAAUUGGCUCAGAAAUAAAAUCAUGGUUCAUGGUGAUCGUGUCUCGGUGUCUUUCCUACGCUAUUUCUCUGUAUUUACACCAACACUAUAUUUAAAAAAUUCCAAUUAUUUUCUAGAACAUUGGUUAAGAAAAUUAUUUGAUUCUAUUUGUAAAUGCUGAUUAUCUUAUAAUGUCUUAUAUAUUAUUUACUGCUAGUAUAUAAUCCUUUAUAUUGUCUUUUCAUUUUUGGAAUAAUUUUUCUUUAGCUUCCAAAAAAUCAAACAGAAAAAGUGAUAAUUAAAGCGUUAAGCAAAAAAACUACCGCUUGGCUUGGGGGUGUCACUGAAGGGGUUAAGUUUGUUUUUCUGCAGCUGAUAAAUGAAAGGAAGUCUGUAGAGGAAGGAAGCUAUAUGCUAAAGCCUCACACUCCUGCCUUACUGUAAAUGUUAGCGGUCUGUUUACAUCAGCGCUGGUUUACAGAAUCCAUGUAACCUGAUCUGAGUCUGAAGUGAGAAACACCUGGAUAGCUCUUUGGUGCAUGUAUACACACGCCAAGACCGUCAGUCAGUCACAUAGUAAAGUAUCAUAUAGUCUUCAUCAUCGUCAUCAUCAUCCACCCCCUCCUCCUCACCUCAGCCAGCUUUCCUUCUCUUCGUUUUGCCUUCAGUCCUGUGGGUAUCCAAAGCUGGAAAUAUCCUUCUAGCAUUUUUUUGUAGUACACUAAUGAAUGAGAGUCUGCCAAUCUAGCUUGAUUUUGCUGGAUGCGAAUCAAAUCACCUGAAGCACCACAAUAAAGACCUCGCCGUUUGGGAAACACAUCACCAUCGAAAAAAGGUGGAGGCUUUUCUGCUAAUAGUGUUAGAUAUCUCACUAUAGUUAGGGUUCGGUUGCAGCAAACAAUCUCCAAGAUCCUACAUUUUCUUCAGGCACAGAAGAGACUAUGGGAAUCAUCACCUCUGCUAAUGAAGUAUGUGGACACCAAAACGGCGCUCUUUUGUUUAUUAUAAAAAUCUAAAUGAAAUGAUUUUAGAGAGGAACUGCGUCCGUCAGCGGAGUCCGAAACGAAGGUUAGAAGUUUUCAGACCUAAAAGAUUUAAACUAAAGUUUCACCACAUGAAAAAAAAGCAAUUCAUAAUAAAUUCACCAAACCGUUAUAAUUUAAUUCUUUUAAUUGAUUUCAGCACAUUGUUUAACCACUCGUAUAAAAAAACUGCACAAACUGCAAAAUCCCCCCCCCCCAACAGGCUCAGUUUGCAACCUUACACAACAACUUGUUAAAACAUUAAAAAAUAAUAAUAAUAAUUCAAAUCCUAUUUUGGACUUUAGAU
This is a messenger RNA of Tachysurus fulvidraco (yellow catfish), 4176 nucleotides long. RefSeq names its product potassium voltage-gated channel, KQT-like subfamily, member 1.2 (gene kcnq1.2). Gene Ontology annotation, molecular function: voltage-gated potassium channel activity. Bases 243 to 2330 code for a protein of 695 amino acids. Gene Ontology annotation, biological process: transmembrane transport; potassium ion transport. Lineage: Eukaryota; Metazoa; Chordata; Actinopteri; Siluriformes; Bagridae. The record is from RefSeq and is a predicted model, not a curated record. The transcript is spliced from 19 exons. Gene Ontology annotation, cellular component: membrane.